This is a messenger RNA of Dibothriocephalus latus, 333 nucleotides long. NCBI's taxonomy places the organism in Eukaryota, Metazoa, Platyhelminthes, Cestoda, Diphyllobothriidea, Diphyllobothriidae. The record is from the annotation of a GenBank genome assembly.
AUGUUGGUGACACACGAAAUUUGUAACAAAUCAUCUGCCAAGUUAGUGAAGAGUUUCAACCCUCUCCAGUCAACGCAGUGUCGUGUUACCUCCUUUCCUUCCGACGAAGUUUCCGAUGCAGUGCAGAGGCAGCACAAAAACAAGGCGUGCGGAGAGGACGGUAUUCCCGUAGAAAUCUACAAAUCCUGUCUCGACACCCUGGCUCCUCGGCUUCAUGAGGUGAUUGUGGAGGCGUGGCGAGAAGAGGCCGGUCCCGAUGACUGGGGCUCAGGCAUCAUUGUACCUGACCACAGAAGGGAGAAAGCACAAGCUGCGAGAACUACAGCAGCAUAA